This is a messenger RNA of Ailuropoda melanoleuca (giant panda), 2027 nucleotides long. Its product is annotated as kinesin-like protein KIF15. The record is from RefSeq and is a predicted model, not a curated record. The transcript has 3 exons. NCBI's taxonomy places the organism in Eukaryota, Metazoa, Chordata, Mammalia, Carnivora, Ursidae. The coding region runs from base 1445 to 1714 and encodes 89 amino acids.
UUUAGCAUAGCAUUAUCAAAAUUGAGAGGUUUCUUAUAAAAAUCCAUCUUUUAGCAUCCUCUGAAAAUCCUAUCCCUGCCACGUAAAUGACUCGUUUCCCAUAAGACAGGGGCAUGUGCCCAGUCAGCACGCCCUCCACUGCCCCUGCGCCCUUUCCCCAACACCAAGGCUCCGGCCAGUGGCCAUUUGUCAUCCCUGGUGCUCUGUUGUUUUUUUCGACACGUGACAUUUGUUUUUUACGUCUGAAUCCCUCUCAUUUUGACUCUGUCGUAAAUUAAUUUUGUGUGAUUUUUUUUUGGAAAAGAUCACUCCACUAAUCUCACUGGAUUUUCAUUUCCUCCCGUUUAUAUGUCAGUUGCACUAGAUCUAAAGUGUUAAGAAUCCACUGUAUUUGACUAUGUACUGAAAUUCUGUCUUAAAAAUCACGAGCAUUUGCACGCUGUUUAAAUUAGAUAUAACUUAAUUUUCCCCAGUGUCUCAGGUUUAACACUGAGUGCACCACUCUGUGGGCUGCUUGUACCUGAGGAGGCCCCUGCAGAAGUAGCACGAUACCGCUGUGUGUUUCUUGAAUCAUUUGGCUGCUUUAUAUAUACACAGUUUGUAUUAUUACACAUUUGCCCUCCCUCCCGUCUGUUGUCUUUAUGUCUGUCUUCAGCAACUGAUUUAUACCACUUUAUAAUUUGCUGCUUCUGCCCUGCUUUCAGUUAAUAAAACAGAUCCCCGUUUAAUAAUCUAUGUAUAAGCUGGGACAUCUGUUUCGGACGGUGCAGAGUCAGGUUCAUUGUUUACGAGUUGUGUCACUGCGUGUGCGGAGAGGAACGAGGGGUUGAGAACCUACAACGUAGGAAAUAACAAUCUUAUGAAUUAAGAGAUAGUUCUGUCUGAGGGAGUUUACUCUCGCUCAAGUCAAAGCCAUAUUUGCCAUCUUAAAACCUUCCUAGAGUUGAGAGAAUAUGUGAUGAAUGGAUAGAGGUGAGCUAUCAACAACACUGCCUUAAUGGCCAGUCCCCAGCUUACAUGAGGGAGGGUUAGAUCCGGAAGCCCCUAAAAUGAAUCCAUGAUCCUAAGCCGCCCAUUAGUGACACAUGUCCAGUUGAGACCACGGGAGGAGAUACGACGAGGUAGACGGCUACAGGCUAACAUGCCCACCCCGUCUCUUCCAUCCCCAUCACCCUGCUCUGUGGUCCAGUGUGUGUUAUACGUUUGUGCACUGUGGACACUCCACAUGGGUUCAUGAGAAGCUUUACAUCCGUCAAGGCUUCUGUAAGUUGGGAACGGUUUGUAGAUGGGAGAACUGAAACUACUGAUAAUCUGACUAGCAGAACUACAUUUAAUGUUUAUAUUUACCAUUGUAAAAAUGUUUUCCUGAUAAAGAUUAGAAAAGGAAAAGCUUCUUGAGAGCAAAGCCUGCCUACAGGAUUCCUAUGACAACUUACAAGAAGUAAUGAAGUUUGAAAUUGACCAACUUUCAAAAAACCUCCAAAACUGCAAAAAAGAAAAUGAAACUCUGAAAUCUGACCUGAAUAAUUUGGUGGAGCUUUUUGAGGCAGAAAAAGAACGCAAUAACAAAUUAUUAUUACAAUUUGAAGAAGAUAAAGAGAACAGUUCUAAAGAAAUCUUAGAAGUUCUUGAGGUCGUGCGUCAGGAGAAACAGAAAGAGAUGGCUAAGUGCGAGCAGCAGGUGAGUGACCUGUGCUCUAACUCUAGUAUUUGAGGUCUGUAACUUCUGUUCCUGGUGUCAGAAGAGGUGUAUGAGAAAUACAGUUUCAGCUCUCAGGUGUCAAAAAUUGGUAAUAAAAAGAAGGACUUGUUGGUUGGUUGGUUGUAUUAUUUUUGGAAUCUUGUUUUUCUAACUCCUAGAUGGCUAUAAUCUUACUUUGUUGGUGGCCCCCUGGAGGAAACCCACAAAAUCAUCACCUUCUAACCCAGCUUCUCCUUUUCAUGUGUUAUCCUAGUGAGCACUGUAUAAUGUGAACAGCAGAUUUCAUCUCCUUUUUUUUUUUUUUCUGUGUGUGUGUGUGGUUAAC